CUUCUCAUUUGGCUACAACUCCGUGCACCUUUACAACCGUGACAUGACGACUCAAAUUUAGAAGGGUGAGUCGAUAUAGUCACGGUAGGCACGGUGGAGUCAGGUGGACCUGACGUAGUCCUUUAGUACAACAACGGCGUGCACGACAGAAAACUUAUGCAAUCAUGAAACGUCUGUUCUCCAAGUCAUCCAAGAACGCGACGAGAUCGAGCUCUGCCAAAACUUCUGCUCCCAGCGAGCUGCCAAUGGCUGGUCGUACAACAGCACUCCCCGCGGCCACGACUGGUCUGCAACCGAACUAUGUCGUUCCUCCAGUCCCACACCCCAAUCCUCACGAGCAUAUUGCGUUGCUCGCAUCAGAGGAUGGUCUGCUCAUGCGUCCGCAUCACGCGGGACUACCUCACCCCACGUCAUAUGUCCGCAUUUCAUGGGGCAAGACAGCAAACAUAGCAGAGCUGCCCAGUGAUGGCGGAAGCCCUUCUGUUGAUUGGAAAGAGAGCGUAGUCAUCUAUGGAAUUGUCGGUUUGAUGACCUUGUUCAAUGCCUCAUACCUCUUGGUCAUAACGUCUCGAUCUGACGUCGGGCAAUUGUUUGAUGCCUCACACUUGAUUUAUGGCGUGAAAAGCGUUGUAUCCAUACCCCUUGUCAAGGACCGUGCCAAAUCAAUCCUUUCACGCAUAUCAUCUCGUAACACGUCCGUAAACAGACCCUCACUUCUUGUGAGCGAUGUAGAUGAUAUCCAGUUCCUUGAUGAAGGGACCUCGGGGGGGCCUCACGUGAAAUUCGCAGACGAGGAGGAAGUGAAGAUCCUGACCCCACGCGAUCAAGUGAAAUUCUCCGUUAACAGUGCCGAUCGACCUGCCUCACCUGUAUCAUCCGGUGCUUCAACUCCUGCUUCCGAUGUGUCGAUGACCCAUUCUCCCGUAUCGACGAUUGCAAAUCACAUGUCGUUCUGGAGCCAUCUAUCGAAGCGCGCAUCAAGCGUAUCCGAGGGAGCAGAUAUAGAGGAGUCUCUCCUCGAUGAACAAGAAUUACUUAAUUCCAUAAUACAUGAUGCUGAGGGAGUACCUGACAAGGUGAUCAGUUCUAUCAUAGCUGCAACUGCGCCACCACCGGAUAGCUCAGGGGAGCGUAACUCUGAGCUAGAGAAACGCAUUUUACGCGGAUGUCUCAGAGAAUUCACGAAAGGCGACAUGUACUUUGCUCUACAUUUCGACAUCACAAGAUCUUUGCAGAACAAACAUGAGCAAUUUAUCAAGCUGCAUGCUCAAAACAGGCUACUUUCAGAGCUGGAUGCUCUUCCGAAAGAUACGACUGUUAACCCACUGGACGACACAGUGGACGCUCUCUUCGAGCCGUCUGCUACAAUGCCAUUGUGGAGACGGGUCGACCCUCACUUUUGGUGGAAUGAAUGGUUAUCCAAGCCAUUUAUGGACGCUGGUCUUCACUCUUACGUGACACCAAUAAUGCAGGGAUACAUUCAGAUUUCCUCGGUUGAUUUACCCAAAGAUACAUCCGCUACGCAAGAUAAUUCAGCGGGGCCCGUUGAUUAUAUUGUUAUCUCGCGACGUUCCAGAGAUAGGGCUGGUUUGCGAUAUCAGCGUAGGGGUGUGGACGACGAAGCUCAUGUAGCUAAUUUUGUGGAAACGGAAGCAAUCAUGAGGGUUCAGAGGAAUGGAAUAAGCAACGUUUUUAGCUAUGUGCAAAUCCGAGGCUCAAUUCCGCUAUUCUGGACGCAAUCGGGUUACAGUAUGAAGCCACCUCCUGUCCUUGCACCCGACAGAACCCCUGCACAGAAUUUGGACGCUAUCAAACGCUAUUUCCGUCGCGCUAUCCCUGUUUACGGUCCACACACCAUUGUCAAUCUUGCAGAACAACAUGGGAAGGAGGGAAUGAUCGCAAAUGCAUAUCGUGAAUAUGCAACUAAACUGGAUGCUAAGGAUGUUCGAUACUGCGAGUUCGAUUUCCACCGCGAAACGAGGGGAAUGAAGUACGAAAAUAUUUCCAGGCUCGUCAAUCAACUCGAACGUGUGUUUGAAAGCCAAGGGUAUGGAUUUUCUGUCAUCCCACUUUCUUCGAUAUUGCGAACUCGAUAUGAUAGGUUCUUCUGGGUUUCGAACAACAUGCUCCUAUCAAAACAGAAGGGUGUAUUCAGGGUUAAUUGCAUUGACUGCCUGGACCGCACUAAUGUUGUCCAAUCUGCCUUUGCAAGGCAUGUGAUGAGCAUGCAGCUUGAGGCUGUAGGGCUUCUGAGUCCUCCCCAAAGCGGGAAGUCGGGAGUGGAGGUUAUCUUUAAUGAUGUCUGGGCCAACAAUGGUGAUGCGAUCAGUCGUGCAUAUGCUGGCACAUCUGCCUUGAAGGGUGAUUUUACUAGAACUGGGAGGCGAGACUUGAGGGGUAUGCUCAACGAUGGUGUAAACUCCCUUGCUAGAAUGUAUAGCGCAACCUUCAGCGACUGGUUUUGCCAAGCUGUCAUCGACUUUAUGCUUGGCUACAGGACUCUCUCUGUUUUCGAAGAAUUUCUCAUCAAGCUACAGUCGACCGACCCUAGAGAACUCAUUCGCCUGUCAAAGAUCAGGGCAGAAGCUAUAGCAACUUCUGUCGCUCGCGUAUUGUCUGAGGGUGAAACUUUGAUAUCCGGGUGGACGAUCUUUAGCCCGGAGCAAUUAAAUGUUAAAUUCGACGAUCGAUUCGAGGAGAAAGUGUUGCUAUUGAGUGCCCGCGCUCUGUACAUUGUCAGCUAUGACUAUAGCUUGGAGAAGGCCAAGAUGUAUAUCUGCAUCCCUCUUAGUGCGAUCGCACGACUUGAGAAAGGCGCUUAUAUCAUCUCUCCUCUGGAAGAGGCGAGCAGGGAUCCCGUGCAGAACGCUGGCUUUUCGGUUUACUGGCAUGCCAGCGAUAAAAUUAGCAUGCGCAUGACGAGUUAUUCAAUCAGAAACUGUCCAGAAGACACCCCGACGAGGUCGCCGCCAGCAGUCUCGGUCAGUAGCUCCAGUCAGUUCAAGCCAAUGCUGCCACGUCGCGAGCCAACGAAGACCGCCAACCUGUCGGGUAUCAUGUCUAAAGUUGUGGAAAACGCAGCUGGUUCGACCAAUGUCUGUUUUGCGGCUUUCAAAGCGCUCCCAGUGGACCCUGCUCGAGUUAGAAGUGGAUCCAGCACUGGAUAUGCAGAGCCUGCAGAUGACCUCGCAGGAGCGACUAAUUGCAAACAAGUCGUUGACAUGAUGGUAGACAGCAUCAAGCGAGCUUGUGAAGACGCAGGGAAUUCCCCUGUUAUCAUAUAUCGCGAUGUAGUCAGUCUUACUGAAGCUCAGAAGAUGACCAGUAUCUAUGCCAAAAUGGAGUAUGGCGUCAAGAGGUUAAUUUGGCUGGGAGGUUUGGUGUAGUAAUGCGAGGUCUGAUUCUAUGCAAUGACUUACUUCUUUGACUCUUUGCUAUCACAAUAGGCAACACGAUGGCGAUAGGCUGAGACCAGUCUCCCGUCACUACAUAGACAGACUCCUGUUUUUGAAUCCUUGGUUCUUGUCCAAUGGGUCCAAACCCUAUGAUGGACACUACCUACAAUAGACAGACCCUUGAUCCAAUAGUAACACAAUGACGGCAGACUGGCUGAGACCGAUCCACUCGGGAGUCAGGACAAAGUCAUAAUAGAUGUAGUUAUUUAAUAACUUAUAUAAUUUCUCUCC
This is a messenger RNA of Suillus subaureus, 3686 nucleotides long. RefSeq names its product SacI homology domain-containing protein. Gene Ontology annotation, molecular function: phosphatidylinositol-4-phosphate phosphatase activity. The transcript is spliced from 19 exons. NCBI's taxonomy places the organism in Eukaryota, Fungi, Basidiomycota, Agaricomycetes, Boletales, Suillaceae. The record is from RefSeq and is a predicted model, not a curated record. Gene Ontology annotation, biological process: phosphatidylinositol dephosphorylation. Gene Ontology annotation, cellular component: endoplasmic reticulum. The coding region runs from base 165 to 3386 and encodes 1073 amino acids.